Molecule: messenger RNA, 891 nt
Organism: Haliotis rubra (blacklip abalone)
Lineage: Eukaryota; Metazoa; Mollusca; Gastropoda; Lepetellida; Haliotidae
Product: acetylcholine receptor subunit alpha-L1-like
Exons: 4
Coding region: 1-891 (296 amino acids)
Biological process (GO): regulation of membrane potential; nervous system process; signal transduction
Cellular component (GO): synapse; postsynaptic membrane; neuron projection
Molecular function (GO): acetylcholine-gated monoatomic cation-selective channel activity; transmembrane signaling receptor activity
Source: RefSeq, a predicted model, not a curated record
AUGGAGAGUGAAGAUGUUGAAAUUUCAAUACAUCUGAUGGAACACUUUCAUAUAGACAACCCUCAUCAAGAAGAGCACUGGGACUUCACGGCUGCGCUUUUCCUAGCCUUACUGAUCCGGACAAAACUCUUCUCGUGUCAAACGUUAGAGCAACAACUAAGCCUUUCACUUGAGAUUGAAAGGAGAUCCGUUCUAGCCAGUGCCGACCCUGUGGCGGGUCAGCGGAUUGAUGUCAACAUGUGGUUCAAUCUUCUGUUUAUAAUUGGCCUGGAUGAACGUCAACAGAUUCUUACAACAAGCGGAUGGUUGGAUUUUUGGUGGAACGACGAUCGGUACAUCUGGAAUUCUACAGAGUAUGGAGGCAUAGAGUCUGUUAUGGUGAUUCAUGAAAAGAUAUGGAAGCCCGACAUUGUCGUCCGCAACGCCGUCAACAGUUUGGGUGUCGUUGGCACGAGCGAUGACCUUAUGAGGGUCUUUUCAUCAGGCUACAUUGAAUGGUCACCUGCUAACGUCUACCAGACUAUUUGUGAGGUGGACGUCCGAACCUUCCCUUUCGACUCGCAGGUCUGCUUCAUGAACGUAUCCUCCUGGGUGUACUACGCGGAUCAGGUCCGCCUCGUCCCUUACGGCAAGGGUGUGAUACUGCGGCACUACAAACAGAACAGUGAAUGGGAGCUGCUCAGUCUGGACUACGAGGAUGCUUUCUACAACUUCAGCGACAACCAUCAGAACGGUGUUACAUUUAGGUUCGUUCUCAAACGCCAUAGUGUGUUCUACAUUUUGAAAAUCCUCAUCCCGACGGUUUUGCUGUCGAUGCUUAAUGCUUUUGUGUUCGUGGUUCCCGUAGAAUCAGGUGAGAAGAUGGCUCAAAUGAAGCCUCUGGACAUCUAA